UUUAAACUGUAUAACGAAAUGAUGCCAAAUGAUCAUAUUUCUAUACUUGCUAGCUGUUUGCUAGGUCUCUGAGCAGAUCUGCUAAUAUUGGCCUAGAUCAAUAUGAUCACCAGUUGGCUGUUUCGAUACUCUUCCAGGCAGCAAUAAUCAUGUGCUUGUUUUAAUCUUUAUAUCUGAAAUGAUAAAGCUGGGAGUGUGUCUGAUUAGAGAAAGGGAAAAAUAAUUAAAGGAAAGGAUCCUUUGCAAGGGCUAAGGGUAAGAGAUUAUGAAUAAUUUAAUUAUUUCAGUAUAUAAUAUUCAACCACUUGUUAUAUGUAGCUUUGUCACCAGAUUGAUGGUCUGUUCCCGAUAUCACUAUUUUAUUCCUUUCCUUUUCUCCUUCUUACCCUUACCCUUUCUUUCUUUCACCUGAACAUUCUGAUAAAACUCUCAUUGGUCUAUCACUCUUUCUUUAUAUCUUUCCCAUCCCUCUGUUCAUCUGCUCCUCAGUUCUGUCAACUAGUUUUUUUUUUUAAUAUACAGUACUACUGCUUAUUAAGCUAGCCAUGGAUGUAAAGCAGUUAAGGUCUGAGGACCAGAUGGAUUUGAUGAUGAUGAUGGAGAUGAGCAAACAUCUUCCAGUAUUCAGCCAGGCAUACAACAGCGUUGCUGAAUUGCCACCGCCGGAACAGUUUUCUGGUGCGAGCAGCAGCAAUAAAGUUGGUGCCAUGCCGCAGUACAUAGAUAUUGAACCCCAUAUGGCUUCUCCCUCGUUCGUAAACCUCACAUCCAGUAUUGUUUCAUUCACUAACACUAACCCAAUUCAUCAAGAGUCAUCAGCACCAAUAUCUUUCUUAUCCAGCACCUCCAUUGGGAAGUGGGGAGGUAUUUUAUCUGAUGCAGGUUCGUUUGCUGCACCUUCCCAGAAGCGGAAUUCCAUGGCUGCAAUGAGGGAAAUGAUCUUCCGGAUUGCCGCCAUGCAGCCAAUCCACAUAGACCCGGAGUCAGUGAAGCCUCCCAAGAGAAGGAACGUGAAGAUAUCGAAGGAUCCUCAGAGCGUGGCCGCGCGCCAUAGGAGAGAGAGGAUAAGUGAGAGGAUAAGGAUUCUGCAGAGACUUGUCCCAGGAGGGACCAAAAUGGACACUGCCUCCAUGUUGGAUGAAGCAAUUCACUAUGUGAAAUUCUUGAAAACCCAGGUGCAAUCCCUGGAACGAGCCGCGGCUAAUCGGCCGACUGGGCAGAUAGGGUUCCCGGUGGCAAUGUCCAGUGGGAGUUAUCUCCCCAUGGCUAAGGCUUUUCAGGCUCCUCCUCAAAAUGUGCAGCCGUUCGAAGAUGCUAAUUAAUUAAUUAGCUUAUCAAGAAGACAACUUGGUUUCAGUAUAUAUGAAAUGCAUUUUGUUGAAUUAUGCUGAUCAUUUGUGGAGGUUGUAACUCUUGUAAAGGGGCCAUGCAAGCUAGCUAGGUUCAUAGAAUCAUAUUCUCUCUAUCUGUUAGGCUUGUAUCCUAUGCUACAUUGCUAUAUAAUAAUUGAAAUCAAUCACUGAAAAUCAACCCCAAUCCCACAAUUGAUCUUCAAUAU
Carya illinoinensis is the source of this 1558-nucleotide messenger RNA. RefSeq names its product transcription factor HEC2-like. Gene Ontology annotation, biological process: regulation of DNA-templated transcription. The transcript has a single exon. The record is from RefSeq and is a predicted model, not a curated record. The coding region runs from base 546 to 1322 and encodes 258 amino acids. Lineage: Eukaryota; Viridiplantae; Streptophyta; Magnoliopsida; Fagales; Juglandaceae. Gene Ontology annotation, molecular function: protein dimerization activity; DNA-binding transcription factor activity.